UGUCCGAACGCCCGUGAUGUCCGACUGCCCCUACCUAUAAAACCAGGGCACCACGCCCACGUUCCAAGAUCAAAACGUCUCGACAAGGCACAACCACCUGAAGCAAUGCCGAUGUACUCCAAGUCAGAACUCAUCCACGUGCCGCCACCGCCAUGCAGCCGUCCCCGUUACGUCAUGGCGCCACCCCUGGUCUUCACGUCCAUCGGCGCGUCGAUGAACGCCGCCGUGCGCGACGUUUGGGCCAGCAACUUCGACGAAGAGCUCUCCAACCUAUCGGCGGUGCUGCCGCGCUACCCCUGCGUGUGCGUGGACACCGAGUUCCCCGGCGCGGUACACGACUCGAACUUGCCGCGGUACAUGCGCGGUCCGCGCGAGAGCUACGAGCUGGUGAAGCGGAACGUAGACGACCUCAACCUGCUGCAGGUCGGGAUCGCGCUGUCGGGCCCCGCCGGCCGGUUCCCCAUCGCGUGGCAGUUCAACAUCCGGGGCUUCGACCCCGCGCUUCACCCGCACGCGCCGGCCUCCAUCGCCAUGCUCCGCGAGCAGGGGAUGGACUUCGCCAUGCUGAACGAGUUCGGCAUCGACCCCGAAGACUUCGCCGCCGGGUUCCGCCGCAGCGGCCUCGCCUGCGGGUGGCUCACCUGGACCGCCUUCUCGGGCUCCUACGACUUCGGGUACCUCGCCAAGGCGCUCACCGGCGGCCAGCCACUGCCGGACACGCUGGACGGCUUCCUCGCCCUGGUCCGUCGGCUGUUCGGACACAGUGUGUUCGACGUGAAGCACCUCGCCAGAUGCUGCGCCAUGCGCGGGGGGCUUGAGCAGGUGGCCACCGCGCUCGGCGUCAAGCGCGCCGCCGGCCGCGCGCACUGCGCCGGCUCCGACAGCCUGCUCACCACCGACGUCCUCCUGCUAAUGAUGCAUCGCUUCUUCAGGAACGUCGAUGUGCUCGCGCACGCCGGAACCAUCGUAGACCUCACCUAGUUUCCUAGCUAGUACUGCUUUUCUAGUGGAUAGGUUUUAGUUUUUGCGAUGUAGUCAUGCAUGCAGUGUCCAGCUGCUAAUUUGUACGAAUUGCUUUUAUGAAGUUCUUCAUUGGAGACUGAUCUGCAUUUGAUCAUGUGUUUUUAUACUCUCAAACAUUCGAGUAAAUGUUUCAGUAUAGAUAGGCACGAUCUGAACCAUUUUGCUACAAGGUACUGUGUCCGACAGCAUUAGUUACUUGGUCAAUCAAUCGAUCCGAUCAGAAUAACUGGUUUAUUCUGAUUAGCUUGCUGCCUGGAGUACUUAUGACAGCACAGAAACAAUGUAACAUAACGGGACCUGGUAAUUUUGCUUGUCAACAAAGCAAAUACAGAUCUCUGUUUGCUAGAAAGAAGAACGAACGAACAUCUUCCCAAGGUAGAAUGCAUGUCCAUACAUAUUUUAUUUUCAAGCACAACAAAUAUAGAUACUGUACACAAGGGCUAUUUUUUAUUAAAAUAAUGUCAAGAAGUGGUGACUGAGUUGAUGAAGUUAUGCACAUAGCUUCAGCAAAUAAAUGAUAUAUAGCCAUGAUUGACAGUUAAUAACUGAAAUAUUAAUUAGUUCAGAAAACUUCGACUGUAAUAUAUGGUGUGUCAGGAUUCAGGAGCAAUUACAGAGUAAGCCAGCAACAUUCUUGUGAUUCUCACACAGAGAUGUAGAAUGUAACUAGACAAAGCAAAUUCUCCCAAGCAUUAUGUGGAAGUAAUGCUUUUCCCUAGUUAAGUGUGCCUAGCCGGACAGGAUGGCAACCGAUACAACUUUGCGGCUACUGUGGCAGCCGGCGCGUCGUGCCCCUCUGGAGGGGUUUGUGUGGCGGCCAGGGCGGUGGCGACGACGGAGGCUACUUGCUUUGAUCUAGGGAACUAGUCUUUCGAUGUGCUAGAGGGCAUCUUGGGUGAAAGCAUUGGGGACGUCUGUCCGGCGCCACUUUCCCUGUUAAGGGUGUCACAUUGCUCAGUCUUUUAGUUCGUCUCGACCUCAAUGUUACCUUCGACCCAUGCUUUCACUUCUUGGCGUCAGGUUUGCGGGUGGACGUGGGGUUUUUUUUGCACGUGAAGUCGAAGCUGCCUUGUUAAGGGAUGUGGCUCGACAAUGAGGCGAGCCCCCUUCCUCGUGGUCUGGACUGUUUUGGAGGUCAGGCAAAUAACCAAAGGUGGGUGUUAGAUCAAGAUUGCUGACGCGUGUGGGUGUGUCGAGGCUUGGCACGAUGGUGCAUCACUAUCUUCAUCCUUAUGUGUCACGUUUUGGUGUAGGCGUCAUCGUGUUGCUUUUGGCAAUGUGCGACCCAUCUGGCAGAGUCGGACAUGCUCGUAUCUUGUGUUGAGCUUGGUAACGAUGACUCUGGAAGGGCUUUGUGUUUGGGGUUGCCACUGUUUGUGUUGUUUAGGCACUCUGUGUCGGCGGUGAAUGUUAUGUCGUGUUGAUGUCUCAAUCCAAUCGACGAGUUGAGUUGUAUGGUGUCGGCGUGUUGAUUUCCCAAUACAACCGCCUGUUGUUUGUUGUUCUGUCCGGCCGACCCACUUCUACUUUAUUAAUAUAAUCGGUAGCUCUCCUGUCCAGUUCAUUUAAAAAAUAGAGAUGACAAUGGGUAAGUACCCACCUGUUAUUACUAUCCUAUACCCAUACCCACGACAAAAAAAAUUCUGUCGGGUCGAUUAUAUUCACGGGUGGGUAUGGAUUUGCCCUAUACCCAUACCCAUGUAGGUAUGGGUCACCCACCGGAUCCCCAUACACACAAAGAUUAAACAUAUAUCAUAUGAGGUAAGCAUCAUUCAACAAAUAUAAUGAAUUGUAAAAAAUACCAGCUACUAAAAACAUGAAAUCUAAAUAAACCAUGUGUCAUAAUUAAGCAUCACACCAUUUGAUUUCUAACAUUAUAGACACACAAGACUGCAAAAAAUAAACUGCAUGGCUAGAAUUGUGCUCAGAUCUAUAGAAAUAAUAUCUAAUUACAUAGUUGCAUAAGAAACAACUAUAGAAUCCACUUAGAGAUUAUAUAGCUAGGGUUUCAUUUGUUUUGGGCAAGGCCAAGUGCUCAAGUUUAUGUUUUUUGGCCAAGUUUAUACUGGGUAUUUUAUACCCAUGGGUUAACAGGUAUGGUGAGGACAUAACGUUCUAAUACCCGUUUACCCAUUGGGUGUGAAUGUUUUUGUCUAAUAAGAGAACCAUGGGUAGAAUAUUUAGUCCAUAUACAACCCUAAUGGAGUAAAUAUUCAUCGGGUAUCGGGUCGCGGGUACUCAUUGCCAUCUUUAGUCUGGAACUAAUAUCAAAUUAUACUGCUUCCCUUCUGAAGAAUGCCUCCAACUAAAAGCAGAAGAGUUUCUGAAACUACACGAAAGAGAAAAAAUGGCGAUGGAUACUUAUCACGCCGUUGUAUCCGAAGCAUCGUUUGGUUUCUAAAGAGAUCAUUCAUGAGGUUUCUGAAGAGAUAAUUCCGGUGCCCGGUGGCCAUUGGCAGCGCCAAAGAAGAUACUGAAGCUAGACACGACCUUCACCUGCUCGUUUUCAUAGCUACUAGAAUGAGAAAGCGCCCUAUCAGGCGCUAAACCGUUCGUGCACUCAGCAAACAAAUUAAAUCAUAAAACCAUGACUUUUGAGACAGAAAACAAAUUAAAUCAUAUGUUUUAGCGUAUAGGAAAUACACUUAAAACCAUGACUUUUUGAGAAAGAUCUUACCUCGAGAAGAUACGCAUAAUUGAGAACUAUUUGUGGAAUGGCAAUUUGUAAAAUCAAUAUUCUCUCAUAAACCGCACAGGUAGAGUCUAAGGUUCUGAGGCUCUCCUCCAUAUCAAAAUAAAAGCUCCACAAUUUUAAAUAUUUAUACACUUUCAUUUGAACAGGCUCAUUUCUCUCAGUUGCAUCAAUCAUAUUAUUAGUAUGAAUGUUCUAUAAAAUACACAGGAAAAUUUAAAAAUAACAUGAAUCUAACAGAUUAUAUUAUACCCCGCCUCUUAAACUCAAGAGAGGGCUCUAGUGUUGCUUGCCUCAUCAGUUCAAUAGCCUUGUAAAAGUUGUUGGGGCGCAACUCCAUAUCUGCCCCACUCACACCAAAUACUGGCUAAAUAUAAUGGUCAACUGCCUUAUAAUUCAGUUGAGUAUCCCGUUCAAAGAUAUCUUCAGCACUAUCUAGACGAUUGUGUUUCUCAUACAUCUAGGGGUGGUAAUGGAUCGCGAUCCAAAUGUUUCCUCACAUUUUGUUAAUGUCCUAAAUCAAUUUUAGUUCAAUGAUGAAUAUAAAUAGAGCUCGAUUCUAACAUGAUCCUUAAAAUUAAGUGUAAAAUUGAUAACCCAUUAUCAGUCCUAUAUACAUCUUUGCAAAUUAAUUUCACCCAAAGAGUCUCAAUUGUCUUCAUUGGGCCUACUAUUUUUACGGUCUCAACAUAUGUCUUUAACUGCCUUGUAGGAUCUUGUCAAAGAGUUUCACCUUCCUCUACAUAUGGUUGCAUUGUUAGCCAAUCUAUCGGACCAAAACAAAAAGAAAUAGCAAUGUGCAUUAGUAGCACACUACAUGUUUGCAUCUCACGACAUAAUUUGCUAAAGGAGAUCUGAGCCACUUGCAUUCAAUAAAGAAUUAGUAAUUUUCCCAGCUAUAGAGAAUUUGUGCAAACACUUAAAACCAAAUGUCCAUGUCUUAAAAUAUUCAAUUAACUCAUAGUAGCACUCUUUGUUUGGGAUUAUUGUUCACUUUAGCGUUGUCCGGCCCAAGCCUCCCAGCGGUGGGCUUCCGCUCUGCUCGCCAACACUGCCUCCAUAUGCAGAAUUUGGAUCACAAACUCAACACAGUCCUAGGAAUGAUAACAUAUAUUCUGUAACAUAAUGGAAGCAUAAGGGAAACCGAGAGAAGAGGGUCUUAAAUUAGUUUUCUAUUUUAGUGAUCAACAAAGUAUCAUUUUUUCUCCAAGUUGCGGAGAACAUUUCUUUUCUUACACUAUAAGGGAAUGGGUAAAUAGUAUACUAUUUUGUGAUGAUUGAGUUUUUUCUUUUGAAACAAGCCAACAUUGCAUAUACAAAGAAGCAAAAAAAGAGCCGACGAUGGCCUUUUCUAUCAGACAACAUCUGUAGAGCUAUGCACAUAAAUGGUAAUAUGUGUCUUGAUUCUUGAACUUUGGACGAAGUAUCAAGAAUGGAAGUUGUUGUCGCCUACCAGGGGAGUUACUCUGGCAUGGUGUUUAGUGGUUGCCUGGUAUACACUACGGGCGAAAGUUAUGAUGAGUAACAUCUUUUCUAAUUUCACGCCUAUUGUUAAGUAUAUGGCUGCUUUAUUACUUUUUCGUGCCUGCUAAGUAUAUGACUAUUUUUAUGGCUGCUAUAGAUUUAGAGUACAUGGGUCUUACACCAAAUGAGGGAAUACCAACACUAUUAACCAACAAAAGGUGCUUCCAAAUAGAUAGAUAAGAAGUGGUCUAUACCAACAAGUGUGAUGUUAUUUUUAUUGAAGGUCUCAUGUUCAUGUAACCUUGAAAGUAUAUGAGGUUGCAUACAGAUUGUUAAUUGCACUAUGGGAUCUAAUCAUCUGCGCUAAUGUUGUUUAUUUUAAUUCUCCAUUCUGGCUUGCUCUAUCUGAGAGGUUUGGUCCCUGAGAGAAAGAACAAAAAAGAAAAGAAACCAAUGCUAUUCUAUAAGAUAACGGAAGUGAGGAAGAAACAAAGGAGCAACCUAACAUAUAUUCAGAUGAAUAUUUUCUAGGUCAAAUGAAUGGUAAAAAUAGUAGCUAAUAACUGCUUGACAUGUUAUUUCACUAUCAAAUGAAAUUGCAUUUUUGACAAAUUGUAGCCUCCUAAGCUCCUGCCAUGAACGAACCAUAAUGAGAUAAGCGAUACUCUAAACUCUCAGCAAAACCAAAGGACGCCUAGAACACAAAUCCAUGAAGAGCACCCAACAACCAAAUGAUAAGAUGCACAUGCAGAGGUAAGUGGAAAA
Molecule: messenger RNA, 5944 nt
Organism: Zea mays
Lineage: Eukaryota; Viridiplantae; Streptophyta; Magnoliopsida; Poales; Poaceae
Product: probable CCR4-associated factor 1 homolog 11
Exons: 1
Coding region: 106-981 (291 amino acids)
Cellular component (GO): CCR4-NOT complex
Molecular function (GO): nucleic acid binding; poly(A)-specific ribonuclease activity
Source: RefSeq, a predicted model, not a curated record